Musa acuminata subsp. malaccensis (wild Malaysian banana) is the source of this 1052-nucleotide messenger RNA. The record is from RefSeq and is a predicted model, not a curated record. NCBI's taxonomy places the organism in Eukaryota, Viridiplantae, Streptophyta, Magnoliopsida, Zingiberales, Musaceae.
GCCGCGAUCACCUUCGCUAAGUAUAGAACACAGCGGCCGGUCGCUGCGUCAUGCUCAUCACGUACGAGAAUCCAUUUGAGGGGGAGGAGGAGGGGUGCAGGCGCUGCGAAAGGAGAGGUAGGGAGAUGGACAAGGAAGCAAUGGAGCGCUAUUUGCUGUCGAUGUUCUGGGAGAGCGACAGGGACGAGGUGGCGGCGCUGGUCGACGGCCCCGCUUUGGCUUGGAAAUGCGGCAGCCGCAGCAGAACCGCCGCCGUCGGAUGCAACAAGAAGAGGCUGCUCUCGAAGCAGCUGUCGAUGAAGGAGACAAAGAGAGAGGUCAAGUGGGAGAAGCGGCGGAGGCAGAUACUGCAAAGCAGGCACAUGAUGACGGAGAGGGGAGGAAAGGAGGAGGAGGAGGAGGACGAGGACGAGGCCGGCGAUGGUGGCGAAAGGAGGGCUACCAAAAGGGUGAGGAACCUGACGGAUGAGGACCUAGACGAGCUUAGGGGAAGCAUAGAACUUGGGUUCGGGUUCAACGAGGAGGAAGGCGGCCACGACCUCCUCGACACCCUCCCCGCACUCGAUCUCUACUUCGCCGUCAACCGCCAGCUCUCCGACAUCAAGAUACCAUUCUCGCCGAGCCCGAUGACCAGCCCCACCACCGCCUCUACUCCGUCGACCUUGUGCGGCUCUCCGAGCCCUCGGAGCCCCGACGAGCAUUCAGGAGGCCCCUCGGAGUCGUGGAAGAUCUGCAAUCCAGGAGACGAUCCGCAGCAUGUGAAGACGAGACUGAGGCACUGGGCGCAGGCCGUGGCUUGUUCUGUCAGGCAAAGUAGCUGAGAGCUGUAUCUUUCUGGAUCAAGACUCAGUUUCAUUGAUAAAACUGUGAAGAGAUGGAGCUGAGGAUGAAAUGGAGAGACCUGAAGGGGGAAAAGCCACCCAGAAGUUCUUUCCUCUUUUUUCCUCUUCAUUUACUUGUUUCUAUUUCUUUUUUUUCUUCUAUUGAGAUCCUUGAUUCAAAAUAAACUUAUUUCUCAUCUCUAGAAAUUAUCCAAAAACAGAGUAAGUCAA